AUGGAGAAAUCCCCGGCGGGGCUGAACAAGGCCGGCUCCCGCUCCACCUCGUCGCUUCCGGCCGAGCCGGCGGACAUCGUCCGCAGCAAGGGGAGUUUCCGGCGGGUCAGGCUCAACGUCGGCGGACUUCCGCACGAGGUCCUGUGGCGGACUCUGGACAGACUGCCCCGGACGCGACUGGGAAAACUGAGGGACUGCAACACCCACGAGUCGCUGAUGGAGGUGUGCGACGACUACAGCGUGGACGAGAACGAGUACUUCUUCGACCGACACCCGGGGGCCUUCACCUCCAUUCUGAACUUCUACCGCACCGGCAAGCUGCACAUGAUGGAGGAGAUGUGUGCCCUGUCCUUCAGCCAGGAGCUGGACUACUGGGGCAUCGACGAGAUCUACCUGGAGUCCUGCUGCCAGGCCAGGUACCACCAGAAGAAGGAGCAGAUGAACGAGGAGCUGAAGAGGGAGGCGGACAACCUUAAGGACAGGCAGGGGGAAGAGUUCGACAGCACGUGCUGCGCCGAGAAACGGAAGAAGCUUUGGGACCUCUUGGAGAAGCCCGGCUCGUCCGUUGCCGCAAAGAUCCUGGCCAUAAUCUCUAUCCUCUUCAUCGUGCUGUCAACCAUUGCCUUGUCACUGAACACCCUUCCAGAGUUGCAGGGCACCGAUGAGUUUGGCCAGUCCACAGAUAACCCCCAACUGGCCCAUGUGGAGGCUGUGUGCAUUGCCUGGUUUACUAUGGAGUACCUGCUCCGGUUCCUUUCCUCCCCAAACAAAUGGAAAUUCUUUAAGGGUCCUUUGAAUGUCAUCGACCUGCUGGCCAUCCUGCCAUACUAUGUCACCAUCUUCCUGACGGAGUCCAACAAGAGUGUUCUACAGUUCCAGAAUGUUCGUCGUGUGGUCCAGAUCUUUCGAAUCAUGCGGAUUUUACGUAUUCUGAAGCUGGCGCGUCACUCCACAGGCCUCCAGUCUCUAGGUUUCACUUUAAGGCGGAGCUACAAUGAGCUAGGCCUCCUGAUCCUCUUCCUGGCCAUGGGCAUCAUGAUCUUCUCCAGCCUGGUGUUUUUUGCUGAGAAAGACGAGGAUGAUACCAAAUUCAAAAGCAUCCCAGCUUCUUUCUGGUGGGCUACUAUUACGAUGACCACAGUUGGCUAUGGAGACAUCUAUCCAAAAACCUUAUUGGGAAAAAUAGUGGGGGGUCUAUGCUGCAUAGCUGGAGUACUGGUGAUUGCUCUACCUAUCCCCAUCAUUGUAAAUAAUUUCUCUGAAUUCUAUAAGGAGCAGAAAAGACAGGAGAAGGCUGUUAAAAGAAGGGAGGCCCUGGAGAGGGCUAAGAGAAAUGGUAGCAUUGUCUCAAUGAACAUGAAGGAGGCAUUUGCCCGCAGUGCAGAGCAAAUGGAAGUGGUAGUGGAGAAGAGCGAGAGGCCUCAUGAUAACCACCUCUCCCCAAACCGCUGGAAAUGGACUCCAAAGAGGGCUGCAUCUGAAACAAGCUCCAACCGUUCCUUCAAUGUUCAGGAGUUGGGCUCUCCCAACAAUAUCCAGACCGACAGUCCCCAGAGGCUCAACGCUCAGAAGCUUGAAGAGAUGUACAACCAAAUGGCAAAGACACAAUCACAGCCUAAUCUCAAUGCUAAAGACAGAAGCUCCAGAAUUGGCAAACAGAGGGACGAGAUAGAGCUUGGGGCCAUCCAAGAUCAAGGGCAGCCAAUACUCGGUACCAGAGAGGGAGUGGGAGAUAUGAAAAGCUUGUCCAGCAUUGACAGCUACAUCAGCUGUGCUACAGACUUCCAGGAGAAUCCCCGCUUCCCCUAUAGUCCAGCGGUGAGCUCUGGUCUUCAAGAGAGCAGCAGGUUCUCCCACAGCCAUGUUGUGAGCCUGUCUGGGCGCCCUGGUGCCAAAAUGGGCCUACAGACCAGUCUGGAACAAGGGCCUAUCCUCACUCCUUUGUCUGUCGCUAAAACCCUGUGCUCAGAAAAUGCACGGAAAUUCUUCUCCAGCAAUCCCUUGAAAAGUGUCACCCAUAAAAGAGGCUGCCACAGUGAAGGAGAGUCAGGUCGGUCCCCCCUCUCAGACAGUUCUGUCCUGUCAGACCACUCCCUUUUAAGCCCCGAGGUGUCUGUCUACACCACUGCCAGCAGCAGGACACCCCCCAAGUCCCCAGAGAGCACUACCCUGACAGCAGCCGUCUUCACUUUCCACGACUCCUCCAUUAGUAAGUACAUUGAUGCCGACACAGAUGAUGAUGAGCACCUCCGCGAUGCCUCUGACACCAGUCCCUCAGAGCGUCUACUGGUGGCUUCAAGCCCCAAAUGUCGCUUCAACAGCAACUAUCAGAAGGGCACCAACCAUUUAGAGGCAACCCAGAAAAAGCUAGGCCAGAACUGCCUGUUUCCCCUAGAGGGAACUCGAGGAGGUGCUCACGAGAACCACAUGGGACUUGAAAUGGGACGAAGGCCCAAAGUAGAGAGAGGGCGUCCAAACACUUUGGAUGAGAGCCUCUGA
Lampris incognitus (smalleye Pacific opah) is the source of this 2499-nucleotide messenger RNA. RefSeq names its product potassium voltage-gated channel, Shab-related subfamily, member 1 (gene kcnb1). Gene Ontology annotation, molecular function: delayed rectifier potassium channel activity; protein binding. The record is from RefSeq and is a predicted model, not a curated record. The coding region runs from base 1 to 2499 and encodes 832 amino acids. NCBI's taxonomy places the organism in Eukaryota, Metazoa, Chordata, Actinopteri, Lampriformes, Lampridae. The transcript has 2 exons. Gene Ontology annotation, cellular component: membrane; voltage-gated potassium channel complex. Gene Ontology annotation, biological process: potassium ion transmembrane transport; protein homooligomerization.